This is a messenger RNA of Dioscorea cayenensis subsp. rotundata (Guinea yam), 816 nucleotides long. Its product is annotated as trinucleotide repeat-containing gene 18 protein-like. Bases 1 to 816 code for a protein of 271 amino acids. The transcript has a single exon. The record is from RefSeq and is a predicted model, not a curated record. NCBI's taxonomy places the organism in Eukaryota, Viridiplantae, Streptophyta, Magnoliopsida, Dioscoreales, Dioscoreaceae.
AUGGAGUGUAGUUUAGAAGAAGAAGAAGAAGAAAGGCAAAACACAGGGAGGAAAAGCAAGGAGUACUGUUCCUCCCCUGAGUUUGAGUUCUGGAUGGUAAACAACCCUUCUAUGCCGGAACCCAACCUUCUCACCGCCGACGAGCUCUUCUCCGACGGUGUUCUCCUUCCUCUUCACCUUCUAUCCUCCCAUCCCCCACCACCAUCACCUCAACCUCCACCACCCUCCACUGAUCACUCCCCGUCCAUCCUCUCCAUGCCCACCUCCUCCUCCUCCUCCUCCUCUCCUUCCUCUUCAAAACGCUGGAAAGACAUCUUCAGAGUGUCCGACAAGAAGCCAGACGACAAGAAAGACAAAAAAUCCAGCUCCGGCGCCGGCGGUGGCGGCACCACCGAGCUCAACAUCCAUAUAUGGCCUUUCUCUCGUAGCCGCUCAGCCGGCACCGCCAGCUCCGGCAGGGCCAAGCCGGCCUCCACGACUCGCAAGUCUAGCAGCGCUCCUUGCUCACGGAGCAACUCCGCCGGCCGGAAAUGGACCGCCAGCCCUGGCCGCGCCGCCGGCGUCCCCGUUGGCCGCACUAGCCCUGUCUGGCAGUUCCGCAGACCUCCCGGUAAGGUUACCGAACAGAAAAUUAAAAGCGGGAUCAGAGGACUCAAUCUCAACGUUAACACUUGCAUUGGUUAUAGUAGAACUCAAGUGUCCUGCCGCGGUGAUGGUAAGCGUAGGAACACCUCCGGUGACGGGAUCAAGGGAGAUGUUAGUAAUACUGGUAGUCUUUUUAGCCUUAGAACGUUGUUUUCUAAGAAGGUGUAUUAA